Sugiyamaella lignohabitans is the source of this 237-nucleotide messenger RNA. It is a transcript of the gene YRB1, whose product is annotated as Yrb1p. Gene Ontology annotation, biological process: intracellular transport. The transcript has a single exon. Gene Ontology annotation, molecular function: GTPase activator activity. Lineage: Eukaryota; Fungi; Ascomycota; Dipodascomycetes; Dipodascales; Trichomonascaceae. Gene Ontology annotation, cellular component: nuclear pore; cytoplasm. The record is from RefSeq and is a predicted model, not a curated record. The coding region runs from base 1 to 237 and encodes 78 amino acids.
AUGCGUCGUGACAAGACCCUCAAGAUCUGUGCCAACCACUACAUCCACCCUGAAUACAAGCUGUCGCCCAAUGUCGGCAGUGACAGAAGUUGGGUGUACAACGUUGCCUCUGAUAUCAGUGAAGGUGAGCCCGAGGCCCAAACUCUGGCCAUCCGUUUUGCCAACGCCGACAACGCCAAUGCCUUCAAGGAGGAGUUCGCCAAGGCCCAAGCCCUCAACAAGGAGGCCAGCAAAUAA